AUGGUGACUGAUCCGGAUAUUGAACACAGGAACAGCUCAUUGCCAUUCAUGGAAGACACUACUGGCCUGUCGAGUACUUCUUGGUGUGGGGCCCCUAUAUUUGCCGCCGAAGCAGCACCUGAUAAACAUCGAGGUAAAAUCUUGAUGUUGUGGCAACUUUUUGAUGCGCUUGGAAUAUUUCUCGGUUUCUUCUGUGCACUUAUUGUUAUGGACAGUUGGAGAGUACUCUUGGCGACCGCAAUAAUUCCCGCCAUCGUUCUUCUCUUUUUGGUGUUCAUGUGUCCGGAGUCGCCCCGAUUCCUGAUACAGAGGAACCGAUAUGCCGAUGCAUAUAAAAGCCUCCUCGAGCUCCGAGGAACACCCAUCCAAGCUGCCCGAGAUCUUUACUACAUUCACGCUCAACUUCAAACUGAGGCUAUCACAAUAUGGAAUCCCCACAAAGAGGAAUCGUGGUGGUCAGAACGAGAAAGGAUCUACGCCUACCAAAGUUGGAUCAACAGAGGCAAUUUCUUCAAGCGGAUGAUGUGUCUUGCCACAAAUCCACGAACUCGAAGAGCGUGCACGGUGGCUUUGCUAGUAAUGGCGUCGCAACAACUAUGUGGUAUCAAUGUUUUGGCCUUCUACUCAUCCGAACUUUUACAUAGCGACCAGAGUAGCUCGACCAAGCCUAGUGACGCCUUGUUUACUUCUCUCACGGUCGUCAAAUGGUACAAUUUCGCUUUUGGUCUAGCAAACUUCCUUUUCACUUUGCCUGCAUAUAUCUUUAUCGACUCGCGUGGACGCCGACCUCUGCUACUAGGUUCAUUUCUUGGGAUGCUUUUGAGUCUGAUAUCAGUCAGCGGCUUUUUCAAAAUCGAGGCACACAAUACUCGAUUAAUCCUGGUAGCAGUAUUUAGCUGCGUACCUUUCGUCUUUUGCUACUCGAUUGGUGCUGGGCCCAUUCCAUUUACAUUGAGUGCAGAGGUUUUCCCUCUGUGCGUACGCGAGGUGGGAAUGAGUUUCAGUGUUAUGGUCAAUUUCCUUGGUCUCGGGCUUUUAGUACUCUUUGUGCCUCAGUUGACCAGUAAAUUCCACGGCGAGGGGAAUCUUCUCUUCUUCUUCUCAGGCUUGAAUUUAUUGGCACUCGUCUUGAUUUUCUUCUUGGUCCCCGAAACCAAGGACGUAUCACUAGAGGACAUGAACUCGAUAUUCGGUCGAGCAACAGAAGAACAUGUUCGGAACCACUUGAGCAGUCCCCUCUAUGGAAGGCCAUCACGCCAGGGAGAUUGUUGGGAUAUAGCUCUGCGAGGCAGACAAGAUGUAUAA
Penicillium hordei is the source of this 1305-nucleotide messenger RNA. RefSeq lists its product as uncharacterized. The coding region runs from base 1 to 1305 and encodes 434 amino acids. NCBI's taxonomy places the organism in Eukaryota, Fungi, Ascomycota, Eurotiomycetes, Eurotiales, Aspergillaceae. Gene Ontology annotation, biological process: transmembrane transport. The record is from RefSeq and is a predicted model, not a curated record. Gene Ontology annotation, molecular function: myo-inositol:proton symporter activity. Gene Ontology annotation, cellular component: membrane. The transcript has 9 exons.